CCCGUCCUGCUCCUGAUUCAUUGCCAUCUUUCCGCUGCUCCAUCCUCAGCUACACCUUUGACUGUGCCAUUACCUGUAACGAUGCGUUUCGCUACUACCGUCGCCUGUCUGGCCGCCUGCCUCGCCGCUCCGGCCACGGCCCUCGCCAUCUGGGGCGACUCGGCCUCAGCGCUCAACGCCGGCCUCAAGGUCCCUGGAGAGAACCCCAUCGAAUUCUGCGACGGCAACCGCGCGAAUGAUCUUAUUGAGAUUCAGAAAGUCGAUCUGGCUCCCAAUCCCCCGAAGCCCGGUGCGACGCUUCUCAUCACAGCGACCGGCGACGUCAAGAAGACCAUCACAAAGGGCGCGUACGUCAAGGUGACCGUCAAGUACGGCCUCAUCCAGCUGCUCUCUACGACUGCGGACCUGUGCGAGCAGCUGGGCAACGUCGAUCUCACUUGCCCCCUUGAAGAGGGUCAGAUGACCAUCACGAAGAGCGUCGACCUGCCCACUGCCAUUCCUCCGGGAACCUACAACGUCUUUGCCGAUGUCUACUCCGACGAUGACGAGCAGAUCACCUGCCUGAAGGCGACCGUCAACUUCCCCCGACCAGGUCUGGCUUCCUUCCAGAACCCCGAGGAGCUGUAAUUUCGGCGUGUUCUGUGAUGGGAUUAUGAUCGAUUGGCAAUUUGCAACGAUGGAAACGAUCCGGCUCAUGAUUUCAACCUCCCUUGACGGUUGUGUGUUUUGUUAAUGGCAUUCUACGACUGUGUUUUCUGCUCUCGGCGAGUUAUCUUGUUCUCCUCGGGUGACUAUCCAGUUCGGUUCUUCGGCACAUUGCGGCGCUCUUGUUUGCUACCUCUAGAGAUUGC
Messenger RNA from Trichoderma reesei QM6a, 851 nucleotides. RefSeq lists its product as uncharacterized. Bases 82 to 627 code for a protein of 181 amino acids. Gene Ontology annotation, molecular function: sterol binding. The record is from RefSeq and is a predicted model, not a curated record. The transcript has 3 exons. NCBI's taxonomy places the organism in Eukaryota, Fungi, Ascomycota, Sordariomycetes, Hypocreales, Hypocreaceae. Gene Ontology annotation, biological process: intracellular sterol transport.